Molecule: messenger RNA, 3339 nt
Organism: Tremella mesenterica DSM 1558
Lineage: Eukaryota; Fungi; Basidiomycota; Tremellomycetes; Tremellales; Tremellaceae
Exons: 6
Biological process (GO): transmembrane transport
Source: RefSeq, a predicted model, not a curated record
GAGGCCAGUCAACUGGGUUUAGCAGGACAGGGACAUUCAGUUCUACGGGUAGACCUUUUGGGAAGCACGGACAGCGCUUUUGAUGGUUAUGAUAAUGACACGAACAAACUUGCUACACUUUUCACAGAAACGACAACUGCCGGCUUCAACGUUUGGACGUCUUCAUCAUGGAUAUGCGAUUCUCUUUUCCCCUCUAUCCUUCCACAACCUUAUUCACAAAACACGACUUAUUGUCCCUUCUCUCCAGGUCGUUUCGGUAUCAACAUUUCCAUACCCUUAUGGCGCUCUUACGCUCUCACUACCCUUCACACUCGUAUUCGAUUGGUAGAUUCUUCAGACCCUGCCGAAACUCUCUCAUGUAUCGAUAUGAACUUCACCCCAUAUCGACACAGCACGCCCUCUUACAGUCUUUUUUUGGGAUUACCCAUCGCUUUGGCCAUAGGAUAUUGGAUCGCGAGUUGGGGCGCUAGGUUCGCAGCGGGGUGGGUGAUAGGUAGUGGGGUGGCAGAGUAUGAGCAGAAGGAAGCACCAGCGAAGGCAAGGAGAGAUGGUAUGAUGAGGAAGUGGGGAACUAUGAUCAUCAGUGGGUUGAGCGGGGAGAGGUUGAGUGUCAGUGGAGGACUCUUGAGGUUUGUGACGCCUAGUUUGAGGGACAUCAUACAUCACAUUCAAUUCUGUACGAUACUGGGUAUGGUCGCAGUUGGUUGGCCAACUUUUGCUUAUCCCAUCUUUGCCCAAGGAGCCUGGGCAGACCUCGUUUGGAAUGUUACUCUUGUUCAAGGGUCCAAUACCAACGACCGAGUGUCCCCUUAUGCGACUGAUUUCACUCCCUCGUCAGACUUUGCGGCCCAAAUCAGCGACUCGUCAUUGCCUCUAUACCUCGACCCGUCCACUCCUGAUCGUCUUCUCAACCUCUACGACAUAUCAAACGGCAUGAGAUCAUUUGCUUUCGCCGUUGGUCUUCGACCACAAGAUCUGUUCGGUACAUGUCUUGCGAUCUUCUUACUCAUCACUCUCGCCGUAUGUCUCGUCAGUCUUUUCCUUUGGUUUCUCCAUGGUCUCUUCGAGUUCUUCACUGUCGAGCCUCGAGGACAUUCCAAACGAUACUCAAGAGGUAACAGUCCUCACGAUUCUUUGGGAGGUAAAGAGACAUAUGCGACUCCGGCAAUGAGCGACGGUCCGGGCAUUCUCCCCACUCAAGCUUCUUUGACCCAGACAUUGAGCGGUCAACAAUUAUCGUUCUCAAACAAGCUCAGAAAGACGUGGUGGCGAUUCAGACUCAAAGGCGAGGCAGGUGCUUUUCACGCCGCGGCUCUCUACGGCAAUCUAGUUCGACUCAUCAUCCUCUUUCAUCUUCCCAUAACGACUUUCUCAAUGUUUCAACUUGUUCUCGGUCAUGAGGCCAGUGUGGUAUCGCGAGUCUUUGCAGCAUUGGCGUUCAUCUUCAUCUCCGUUAUAAUCCCAGCUUUUCUACUCUUCAAGAUAUCUCGGACUCCCACCGGUAAACUAUAUGAUGCCACUCGCACGUUAUUAUCUCUCGGACCGAUGUACAACGUGUAUGUGGAAGAGAAACAGAUGUUCCGGAUUUUCCCGCUUUCCGCCAGCCUCAUUACCGGCAUCGUGGUCGGUGCGGGGCAAAAGAGUGGGCUGGCUCAAGCUGUGGUGUUGAUCUUAGUCGAAUUGGCAAUGUUGAUCAUCCCAGCUGUGUACUAUCCUUGGGGAGAAGGUGCUAGUAUGGGGGCUCCCAGUGCCUUCUUGGGAUUGCUACGGGUGGUAUCGGUGGUGCUCGUCAUGCUUCUUAGCCCCAACCUCAGCAUGACCCGCUCUGCGGAUGAUUGGAUCGCAUACUCCAUCUUCAUCCUCCAGGCAAUCGCAUUCGUCUUCUUCGCACUCAUGCUCAUUACCAAAGUCGUCGAAGGACUUAUCCGACUGUUCGGUUCGGUUCAUUUCGAUGAAUCAACCUCUCCAUUAGAUGGAGGUAUCUUCGCAGCGAUCAUGGACCUUGACUGUCUCAACGGUGUAAGAGGAGGGAAAGCCGCCGCUCGUCGACGUCGGAAACGAGGAUCAAAACAAUUGCAACGUAAUGUUUCCGCCGCUGGAUCGCUCACAACACAAAUGAUGCUCGAUAGACAUUCUCAAGGUAUCCCUCGUCAACCCGUAUCGGAAACACAUGUUCCUUUUUUGCAAUCUCCUACUUCUCCCGGACCACAGACUUAUUUUCCAGGCUAUCAUUCCCCCUUGGGACCUCCGCCGAUGGAACGUCUUUCAUCAGACUCUCGAUCAGAGGAACGUACAGCUGAAGGACAUAUUAUGGAUGCUUGGUCACCACCUCAUUCACCUCCUCAUAUAUAUCAAGGUUAUGCUCCUCCUGGGAAUUACGUACCUUCUGCUACUUCUCCAGAUGGUGGGAAAAGCUUUCACGUCAUUUCUGGAGGUAGGGCUGAAAUGCGUAAUCCUUAUAUUGCCACUGGGCCAGGUAGAAUACAAUCCCCUUCCCCUGUUUCGGCUUCUGGACCGAAAGUACCUACACAUAGUCGCACGUGGUCUGCCUCGGCUGCUCAGCAUGGUGGAUUCAAUUCGCCACCACCAUCUUCUUCUACUCUUCUCUCAUCUUCUCUUUAUCCGCCAGGACAUACUUCCAACGCACGUCCAAACUCUCAAGGUCUACGUCCACCUAUAUUGGCAAUUCCUAAACGACGUUCAUUGAAUAAUCUCAAAGAGGUAUCUCCUACAUCACGAUACGGUCUCGGAGAAAAAGAAAGAGAUAAGGAAAGUAAAAGAAAACAGAAACAAAAACGUCGUUCAAAACCUAUAGGAUGGUUCAUGGCCGUAAACAAAGGUGAAUCUUCUGGUACUUCCGGAACUGAAGAAGACGAAGAAUCAGAUGACGAACCUGGUCCUUCACGUAGACGUAAACAUAAACGUAUGAAGGUUCCGAUCACAGUUACGGAUGAAUUAGAGAUGCGUGAACCGGAACCAUUCCAACCUAUUCCUGCUAUUGUCGAGAGUGGUGGUGCACCUCGAGGAUGGAAAGCUACCUUGGGUUUGGUCAAAAGACGAAAGGAAGAAGAUGAGAGUGUAAGGGAUGAGAAUAAAGCUAGAAAAGCUGCUCUAGCAACUGAAUCAGGUGCUUUAUUCGCAGGUGUUCAAGCUCCUAAAACUCAAUCGAUAAAGACCCCCACACCGACUACUACGGGUUUUAAAGUUAAAAGAGCUGGUAGACCUUCUGUCUCACCUAUUUCACCUAUAUCGACAGAUGAAUUAUCUAUGUUAGGACAAAUCCGACAGGAAUCAGUAUCGUCGUUCAAAGUCAAACGACCUGGGUCUCAACCUGAACCU